This is a messenger RNA of Sitodiplosis mosellana (orange wheat blossom midge), 4357 nucleotides long. Its product is annotated as growth/differentiation factor 8-like. The transcript is spliced from 5 exons. Gene Ontology annotation, molecular function: cytokine activity; growth factor activity. Gene Ontology annotation, cellular component: extracellular region. The record is from RefSeq and is a predicted model, not a curated record. NCBI's taxonomy places the organism in Eukaryota, Metazoa, Arthropoda, Insecta, Diptera, Cecidomyiidae. Gene Ontology annotation, biological process: SMAD protein signal transduction; BMP signaling pathway. Bases 2259 to 3779 code for a protein of 506 amino acids.
GACAUUGACAAGCAACAGCUAUACUGCAACAGACAAAGACGGUCACAUGCAUCGUCUAUAAUGUUGCGAAUGGUCAACAAACGAAUGAACAAACGCACGUCUCCGAUACCAUUACGAUCUCGUACAAAUCGGUCAAAUGCACAAGAAAACCGAAACGAAAAGACACAUGCAAGCAAUUCCAUAGUGACAAAAAAGCAAAUCCGCAUUCACGGUUUGUGUGUGUCUGUCAACAAUGGCAAACAUACACUUCAGCCUAUCACCUAGUCCAACUGCAUACGCUAAUAUACUGUGUUUACUAUAAGCCGUAAUCAGCGGAAAACUGCGUGGCGAUGAGCCGCAUUUUGGUCCGACGAAAUGUGGAAAAAAAACGGGCUGUAACCGUCAAAUUCAUUGUUUUCUUUGGACAUGAAUCAAAAUUCACACAUUCAAUUGACAAUUUGUCGUCAUUACGAUCCAAACAAUCUUUCCUUAACUCAGUCACUAGUCAUUUUUAGUUGAAUUUUUCGUACGAUCAUUUUUGACCAUCACGCUUUUCAGCUGAUGCAAUGUUGAAUGUUUGAAGCGAAGAAAACAUUCCUUUACAUGAAAUGUGCAUUCCGAUUUUCCCAUUUUCACCUGUUACGUGCGCGCACAUGCACACACACACACACACACACACUGGCGAUGCGAAUCAACCUCGGUGUUACCAAUUUAGCAUGCAGAAGAAUCGCGUCGUGUGUACGUGCCUCGUAAUAUGAACGGGCUUAUAUGAAAAACGCAACCGAAGAGAGACGAGGAAAAAUGACAAGCAAAAGAAAAUAGUCGAAUCAUAAAGUAAUAUGCGCACGCGAUCACAAUUACAACAAAACAAUCGUCAAAAGAACAUUGGGACAUAGCUGGCGCUCGUGCGAUCUCGCCGCAUAGCGGAGUGUAAAAUGAAAAAAAAUAAAAUGUAUGCGAGCGCGAACGCGCGCGCGUGUCCAUAAACACAGUGAUCUUAUAUGAAUGAGCUUGAGCAGCGACCACAGAGGCACCGAAUGUUUAGAGUGUAAACACUGUAUGUAGUUUGUUGGCAGUAACAGCACUUUUUCUUUUUUGCUUGAAUUUUUUUCUUCUCUCCCCAUCUCGCUCUCUCUCUUUCGCACACACACGCACACAAAUACUAUUUCUGUCUCUUGUCCGUCUGUCUCUGUCUUGUUGUGUGCUGAGCGCUAUGUGUGAGUAUGUUUUUACUUUUGUUGUGUUUUUUUUUCUUCUGUACUUUCCGUGUGCUGCCCGAUCAUUUUCAACGAUUUUUCAACUCUCAUCCUUUCUACGAAUUCGAAUCCGAUGUAAUGUUUAAAGCAGUUCAUUAACUAACGAUCAGUCGUUUGGUGCAGUUUGUCGAAUUUAAGCGCUCUCCUAGCUCAAAGCUAACACAUUCUUCUUCUGUUUGUGUUUGUAUCGGAAAUUAUCGCUUUGUUUUUUCCGAAGCAAAUUCGUAUCAUCAGUAAAUAAAACGGCGUUUAAUUUUUAUUUAAAAUCCAACAGAAAUUGGACCGUUUCAACCGAAUUAGACAAAAUAAACCGCAAAAUUGUUUCACGAAUGAGACACGUCAAAAAUGCGGCGAGUUUUUGAAAUUAUAUCAUAAAAGAAAUUAUUUGACUUGAAAAUAAAUAAAUAUUCAAAUUAAAACGGUUAUUAUUUUUCCUCGAAAAUAUUAAAUCGGACAGUGGCAAAGAUUGCCAAUUUAUUUGAAACCGAGACCUGAUUCCACAACAAAUUACAACGUUUUUUCGAAUGAAACAAGUGAUGAACAUUUUUCUAUUCGUUUUCGAAUGGAUUCUGUGUCGUGUGUCUGAUCAAUGGAUAUUUUACCAUUCAGUCAGGUGAAUCCAAACAAAACAAGCGAAUCGUGUGCGAAACGCGAUUAGAAAAAUUUCAUUUUCACACAUUUGUGGCAACAAAAAAUGUCAUCAUAUUUAAGAACAACAGUGACCGUAUGGUUCCGACAAAAUCGAUUGGUUUGGAUAUGAAUUUGGGCUUGUGAUACAGAUUCAUUCGUUUAGUCAAGUGAUAGCAAAUUGUGAUUUAAAAGAAGAAAAACGAAACAAAGAGAAAGAAAGAAAGAGAGAGAGAGAGAGAGAGAGAGAGGGGGUUGAAUUCUCUGCAGAGCAAACUCAAUUAAGACAAUACAAGUUGAAAUAAAAUUAAAUCAAGCGGAGAGCAAACGCGCUUCCGACUGAUUCAAAGAAAAUACAUUUGUUUGAAUUCAAUCAAAAAUUAGUAAUCCAAUAGAAUGAUGCAAGCCACAGUGAACAUGAAUCGAUUCCUUCUUUCAUUGUACAUAAUAUGCCUGGUGCAUGCUCAAGUUCCUCAAAAUUGUGUAAAUUCGAUGGUUGUAAAUGAUAUCGAGGGUGGCAGCGGUGGCGGUGGUCUCUAUUUAGCUAAAGUGUUCGAUCACAGUGGAGACCACCAGCAGCAGCAGCAGCAGCAUCAACAGCCGCCACAUCAUCAUUUACGACACAGUCACAACCAACAAAUUCAUCAUCAGCAUCACAACAGCAACCAUCGUCACAACCACAAUGCACAUCAUCACCAGGCCGAAGAACAUCAUCAUGUGGAUGCUGGCAACCACAACGAUGUUGAAAUCGGCCACACACAACCAAAUAUGUGGCAUAUCUUGGGGCAAACCGUCAAGAGUGUUGAUGAGAAAUCGGAAAAGCAUUUCGAUGAGCAGCAAAUGCUCGAAAAAAUGCAUCAUCUGAAUCAGAAGGUGAAUUGCCCAAAGUGUCAAAAUCGCCCCGAAUUGCGGAUGACUGAAGAGGAAUUGACCAAAUUACGAAUUGAAUAUGUAAAAAAUCAAAUAUUAAAAAAGCUACGGAUGACCGAACGGCCAAAUGUGUCGACCGCCAAUUUACCUCGACCCGUUGCCGAAGGUUCAAUGAUAUUCCCCGAGGAUGAAGAGGAGCAACAAAACCACGCAUUCGAACAAUUUUAUGGAAAAACUACACAGAAAAUCAUCUUCCUCAAGCUGGAUAAUGAGAAAUGUAAAGGAGUAGAAAAUUUCGGAUCGUACAUGUGCUUCACAUUCGAAAUACCGGCCGACAUUGAUUAUAAUGAUGUUGAUGCAGCUGAACUAUGGGUUUAUCGACAGCCAGAUCCAAAUGCUAAUGAAGCGCAAUCAUUUUUGGUCAGCGAAAUCGAAAGUUGGGACUCGAAAAAAAUCAACAAACCAUUCGCCAUUCACUAUGCAAACAGUUCAGAAGGUUGGGGCAAAAUUGAUUUCACAUGGUCCAUACGCAAUUGGAUGAAAUACCAAAAUCUGUAUCACGUCAUUGACAUCUCGUGCAAUACGUGCGAAGAGCAUCCAACAGUGGAUUUAUUCUCGCUGGACUAUGGUUAUCGACCGUUUAUCGUUGUAAACACAACAUCCAGCCAAACCAUAAAACGACAACGGCGUAGCAUUAAUUGUUCGCCCGGCGUAUCAGAGUGCUGCCGUGAUAAAUUGUACAUAUCAUUCGCUGAAAUCGGUUGGAAUGACUGGAUCCUACACCCGGCUGGCUAUGAUGCGUACUUCUGCCGCGGAUCAUGUGCAUCGGCCGCUACAAUCACAUCCGACGCGAGCAACUACCACUUAUUUGUCCGGAAUAUGUUACGAAAUCACUCAUCACACAACCGAGAGAAAAGCUUUGAACUCGUUCCAUGCUGUACGGCUACCCAAUUUUCAUCACUGCAACUGUUUUACAUGGAAAACAACUCAACGGCCACACGAAAGACGCUCCCCAAUAUGGUUGUUGAAGCAUGCGGGUGUAUGUAGACGGUUAAGUCAUGAGUAGCAGCAGCAGCAGCAGCAGCAGCAGCAGCAGCAGCAGCAGCAGCAGUAGCAGUAGUACAAUACGCCAGCUGUUGUUUUCUUUUAUCAUGAAAUCCGUUUAUAUUAAAUUCAUCAUUGCAAUGAUCUAUAUUACUACCCUGGUUUGUCAUUUGAUUCCACUGAAAUUCGUUUGCAUUCACCAAAUUUUCCGUUUUCCAUUUAAUGCGUUUAGAUUGUAAAAUUAGUUGUAUAAUAAUUUAUUUUUGUCUAUAAGUAAUUUUAUGUAGUUUUUUCUUUUACUUUUGGUGACGUUCCGUCGAAUGCUCAUUUAAUCGCAGCGAAAUGUACAUGGUCGAAUGCGAUAUCUUACUUAAACACAAAAUACAGUAUUCUAUGCAAAUAUGAUUGUAGAUUUUAAAUCGCCUUUUAGUGCGCGAUAGUCGAUUUAAGAAUUCAGAUAUUCCCUUAGUCCCAUCGUUGAUUCGGACUAUUUCUCUUUUUUUUACAUUGUUGUUAAAAUUAAAUCUUCUGGUAUUAAGUAAGUGAUUAAAAAAAUGAAACUGAUAGAGAGAAAAAAAAAA